This is a messenger RNA of Cetraspora pellucida, 1284 nucleotides long. The record is from the annotation of a GenBank genome assembly. NCBI's taxonomy places the organism in Eukaryota, Fungi, Glomeromycota, Glomeromycetes, Diversisporales, Gigasporaceae.
AUGCGUUCAGGAUUAAAUAAUGCAGAAUUUGUUGACAGUGCUAUGUUGCAUUUGUAUUUAAGAAAUAAAUUUAAAACCAAAAAUAAUAAACACUCAAACCUUCAAGAAAAAAUCAAAACUACAGAAUAUGAUCAGAAUAACCAAGUACGAUCUUCAUGCGAAAAUGAUGAAUACUUAAUCAAAAUAUGGCAAGAAACUGUAGCAUCAAGAAAAAAAAUAGAACAAAUAAAUAAUACUACAAGUACUGAAAAAACCUAUAUUUCAGGUCCUUCUUUUUACAAAUCAAACCAAAAAAAUCAAACUAUUAUGCAAGAAAUUUCAAUUAACCUUAACGAUGAACAAAAAAAUAUCUUUUUUUUUGAAGUCAUUAAAGCUAUUAAACAGUAUUUUGAACAAAUUAGCAAAGAUCAAACCCUUGUACUUUGCGCACCAACUGGCAUUGCUGCAUCAAAUAUUGGUGGUUACACUCUCCAUUCUUUAUGUGGAUUUGGUUUUGAAGACAAUGAUGGAUGUAAAUAUAAUUUUUUACAAAAAAUAUCAAAAAAAGCUUUUCAAGAACAUUGGUUAAACAUUGAAUACCUUAUCCUAGAUGAAGUUUCUAUAUUUAAACAUAAUUUUUGUUGGAAACUUUCUUCAGCUACCACCGAACCUAUAAAUACACUCAAAUUAAUUGGUGCUAAUGGAAGAGAACUGUGGACAUCAGUGAAAUAUGUAGUAACCUUGAAGAAACAAAUACACCAAGUUGAUGACCCAGCAUAUGCAGCCAUAUUAAAUAACUUACACCAUGACCAUCUAACACCGAUUCAACAUGAAACACUAUAUGAUCAUAUAAUAAUAGAAAAUGAAAUUAAUUCUCCAAAAUGGGAUAAUGCUAUAAAUUUUGAGGCUGCAAUUGAGCAUGCAAAAACUCAUAAUCAACCAAUUUAUUAUAUAUGCGCAGAUGACAAAUACAAAAACAAACCAGUUGAUGGCAGCAUUCGACAAAGAUUUCUGAGUUUAUCAGAUGCAAAAUCAAACCUCUUAUGUGGUAUAUUACCAUUAUCGAUAGGCAUAAAAGUAGCUCUAACAGUUAAUAUCUGUACCAAUAAUGGCAUGGUAAAUGGUGCCCAAGGUGUGCUCCGCAAUAUUGUGUAUGAUAAUGAAAUGCUAAUAAAAGAAGACUUGAACAUUAACAAUGAAGAAAUCGUAAUCUUAAAUAAACCUCCUAAAUAUGUAAUAGUAGAACUCUUAGAUUACAAACCAGAUUUGUAUGAACAACUUCCACCAAAUCAUAUACCAAUUUAA